Molecule: messenger RNA, 801 nt
Organism: Cladocopium goreaui
Lineage: Eukaryota; Dinophyceae; Suessiales; Symbiodiniaceae
Source: the annotation of a GenBank genome assembly
AUGCUGGAUCUUUUGCACUUUGAUUCAGCCUUGUUGUUGAGGUCGCAUGUGCGACUAGGCUUCCUAUCAUCCGUUUAUGGCCUUGCCAGGCUUGACUUCCCACUGUUGAUCUUGGAUCAUGCACAUCUGGGCUCGAGCUUGUUGCCACAAACUUCCUUGCGACUUGGUUCGUCAGUGCUGGUCUACGGAAUCACGAAGUCAGGCUCGUUGUCAUCCGCCUUGGAUUUCAUCAGCUUGGAGCCUCUGCUGUUGAUCCAAUCCUUCUGUCACUUGGGUUUCUUGUCGCCAGCUUAUGGCAUGGUAAGUCUGGGCAGUAUAUUGCCAAUCUCAGAUUUUGCCUUUGGUGGCUCAAGUCCUUUGCUUCAAAGCUUUGCAUGUUUGGGGUCGGCUGUGUUCGCUUAUGGCAUGGUCAGGCUUGAAAGUUCGCUGUCACUGCUGGACCAUGGCAAUUUAGGCUUCUUGCCGUUUCCACACAAUUUUGCCAGACUCGACUUCUCUUUGUUGAUCUAUGGACUGUCAUGUUUGGACUUCCCUCCAUUCCUUUUGGACUACAUGUCCGUGGGUUCCAGCACGUCCAUCCGAAGCUCUUUGCAGCUGGAGCUCACGUUGUCCGUUUACGGCACGACGUGCCUUGAAGCCUUGCCACCUUUGUCGGACUCCAUCGGCAUGGAUUCACUGCUGUUGCCACGCAGCCUCCUUCAGCUGGGAUUCUUCCUUUUGAUUUAUGGCUUGACGCGUUUGGGAUUCACUUUGUUCCCCUUGGAGAUGAUGGAGCUGGGAUCUCCGCCUUCGCUGUACUGA